This is a messenger RNA of Acanthosepion pharaonis, 555 nucleotides long. The record is from the annotation of a GenBank genome assembly. NCBI's taxonomy places the organism in Eukaryota, Metazoa, Mollusca, Cephalopoda, Sepiida, Sepiidae.
AUGUUACGCUACGUUUGUUUACAGAAGGAAAAGAUUUUCUAUCAAGUUUCAAAUCGUUUCGUUAAAAUGUUCCACUUGAUUUCAUUUCUCCGGUUGAAUGAUUCCGAUGAAAUGAAUUCUCUUUUUCUCUCUCUCUUUUUUUUUUCUGUAACAGCUUUUGAUUCGUUUCAUAAAAUCUUCCUCUUUUUGUUUCCUUGCUUCUUUCUUUCUUCUUUCUCUCUCUUUUUCUUUUCUUUCUCGCUCUAUUUCUUUUUUCUCUCGCCUUUUUGUUUCUUUUUUCUUUCUUUCUUCUUUUCUUUCUUUCUUUCUUUCUUUCUUUCUUUCUUUCUUUCUUUCUUUCCAUUUAUUCCAUCUCGUCUGCAUAUAUUUGAAUUAGUUUUGUCACUUUCUAUAUAUUGUUCAACUGCACUUUUCAAGAGAUCUUACUUAAAAUACCUCGAUUGUAAAAUCGUUUACUUUUUCAUUAAAAUUUUAAACGUAUCGUCGUUUUCCUCCAUUUUUUUUCUUCUUCUUCCAUUUGUACUCACACUUGCAAUCAGCGGCCCGUCUCUUUAG